This is a messenger RNA of Cordyceps fumosorosea ARSEF 2679, 1785 nucleotides long. Its product is annotated as dihydroxyacetone kinase. The record is from RefSeq and is a predicted model, not a curated record. Gene Ontology annotation, biological process: glycerol catabolic process. NCBI's taxonomy places the organism in Eukaryota, Fungi, Ascomycota, Sordariomycetes, Hypocreales, Cordycipitaceae. Gene Ontology annotation, cellular component: cytosol. Gene Ontology annotation, molecular function: glycerone kinase activity; ATP binding. Bases 1 to 1785 code for a protein of 594 amino acids. The transcript has 2 exons.
AUGUCGUCCAGGCACUUUAUCGACGACGCCACGCACCUCGUCAACACGGCGCUGCACAGCCUCACCCUGACCAACCCGCAUGUCGCCCUCGACGCCGAGCACAAGAUCGUCUACCGCCGCGCCUCCUCCUACGCCGCCCCCCAAGUCGCGCUGCUCUCCGGCGGCGGCUCCGGCCACGAGCCCUCCUUCGCCGGCAUGGUGGGGCCCGGCAUGCUCUCCGCCGCCGUCGCCGGCACCGUCUUCGCGAGCCCGUCCGCCGAGCAGGUGCGUCGCGCCAUCCUCACCCUCACCCGCCAGGACGCGGCGGCCACCCGCGGCGUCCUGGUGGUGGUGAUGAACUACACGGGCGACGUGCUCAACUUUGGCAUGGCGGUGGAGAAGGCGCGCGCGGCGGGCGUCGACGCCGAGAUGGUCAUCGUCGGGGACGACGUGGGCGUCGGGCGCGCGCAGGCCGGCAAGGUCGGUCGGCGCGGCAUCGCGGGCACGGUGCUGGUGCUCAAGAUCGCGGGCGCGAUGGCGGCGCGCGGCGCGGCCUGGGAGGAUGUGCUCGCGACGGCGCGGCGGGUGGCGGGCAACGUGGUCAGCGUCGGCGCCAGCCUGGAGCACGUCCACGUUCCCGGUCGCGCGGCGGACGAGGACGGCAGCGGCAGCGGCAUGGCGCGCGGGGAGGUCGAGAUCGGCAUGGGCAUCCACAACGAGGCGGGCUGCGAGAAGGCGCGGCUCGAGCUGCCGGCGCUCGUGGGCCGCAUGCUCGCGCAGUUGCUGGACACCAGCGAUAAGGACCGCGGAUUCCUGGUGGAGCCGCUCGGGCCGGGCGCGACGGUCGUGCUGCUGGUCAACAACCUCGGCGGCGUGAGCGUGCUGGAGAUGGGGGGCAUCACCGCCGAGGUGGUCGCGCAGCUGCGCGAGCGCUACGGCAUCCGGCCGGCGCGCGUGAUCGCGGGCACGUUCAUGACGAGCCUCAACGGCAUGGGCUUCAGCAUCUCGCUGCUCGACGUGAGGAGGGCCGGCGGCGCGAGCGUGCUGGAGCUGCUGGAUGCGCCGAGCGAGGUCACCGGCUGGUCGGCGCCGAUCAGCACGGCGACGUGGGAAGCAGCCGCGGCACGUGGAGAGGAGAGCGAUGAGCCUGCUGCAGCGGCGGCGGUGGUGCAGGAGGAGGAGAAGCCCAGCGGGCUCAAGCACGACGCGGCGGCGUCGCAGGCGGCGCUGACGGCGGCGCUCAAGAGUGUUAUCGCGGCGGAGCCGGACCUGACGAGGUACGACACCGUCGUCGGGGACGGCGACUGCGGGAUCGGCCUGAAGCGCGGCGCCGAGGCCGUCCUCAAGCACCUCGAGGAGCACCCGUUCACGGGUGACCUCGCCGUCGACGUCGCGCGCCUCGUGCCCGUCGUCGAGGGCACCAUGGACGGCACCUCGGGCGCGCUCUACGCCAUCUUCCUCAACGCGCUCGUCCACGCCCUGCGCGGGCAGCCGCCCGGCGAGGCCACGCCGCAGGUCUGGGUGCAGGCGUUUGAGGCGGGCUUCGGCGCGCUGUCGCAGUACACGCCGGCGCGGCAGGGCGACCGCACGCUGGUCGACGCGCUGUACCCGUUCAUGGGGGAGCUCAUGGCCUCGGGCGACGUCCGGCGGGCGGCGCGGGCGUCGCGCGCGGGGGCGGAGGCGACAAAGGGCAUGAAGGCGAGCCUGGGCCGGUCCGUGUACGUCGGCGGUAGCGGGUACGAGGAGGUGCCGGAUCCGGGCGCCUGGGGGCUCGCGUGCUUCUUCGAUGGCCUGGCGGGCAACUAG